AUGAGCUCUGUCGCUGAAAACAUAAUACAUCAGGCCACUAAUAAUUCUACAUUACACCAAUUGGCUAAGGGUGGGUCCUCCUUCGGUGUCACCAAAGCCUUCAACGUCCUGGAUGCACUUAAGUCAAUGUCAUAUUUGAAAAUCUUUGCCACUUUGAUCUGUAUUCUUUUGGUUUGGGACCAAGUAGCAUAUCAAAUUAARAAGGGCUCCAUUGCUGGUCCAAAGUUCAAGUUCUGGCCCAUUAUUGGUCCAUUUUUGGAAUCCUUGGAUCCAAAAUUUGAAGAAUAUAAGGCAAAGUGGGCAUCUGGUCCACUUUCAUGUGUCUCUAUUUUCCACAAAUUCGUCGUUAUCGCAUCCACUAGAGAUUUGGCAAGAAAGAUCUUACAAUCCUCCAAGUUUGUUAAACCAUGUGUUGUUGAUGUUGCUGUGAAAAUCUUAAGACCUUGUAACUGGGUCUUUUUGGAUGGUAAGGCCCACACUGACUAUAGAAAAUCAUUGAAUGGUCUUUUCACUAAACAAGCUUUGGCCCAAUACUUACCUUCAUUAGAAGUAAUCAUGGAUAAAUAUAUGGAAAAAUUUGUUCGUUUAUCAAAGGAGAAGAAUUAUGAACCUCAAGUCUUUUUCCAUGAAAUGAGAGAGAUUCUUUGCGCCUUAUCAUUAAACUCUUUCUGUGGUAACUACAUCACUGAGGAUCAAGUCAGAAAGAUUGCCGAUGAUUACUAUUUAGUCACAGCAGCUUUAGAAUUAGUCAACUUUCCAAUUAUCAUCCCUUUCAGUAAGACAUGGUACGGUAAGAAAACCGCUGACAUGGCUAUGAAGAUUUUUGAAAACUGUGCUCAAAUGGCAAAGGACCAUAUUGCCGCUGGUGGUGAACCAGUUUGUGUUAUGGAUGCUUGGUGUAAAUUGAUGCAUGAUGCAAAGAACAGUAACGAUGAUGAUGCCAGAAUAUUUCACAGAGAAUUCACCAACAAGGAAAUUUCAGAAGCUGUUUUCACUUUCCUAUUUGCCUCUCAAGAUGCCUCCUCCUCUUUGGCUUGUUGGUUGUUCCAAAUUGUAGCUGAUCGUCCAGAUGUUUUAGAAAAGAUUAGAGAAGAACAAUUGGCUGUUCGUAACAACGAUAUGUCUACUGAAUUGACUUUGGAUGUGAUUGAAAAAAUGAAAUACACUAACAUGGUCAUCAAGGAAACUCUACGUUACAGACCCCCUGUCUUAAUGGUUCCAUACGUUGUUAAGAAAAAUUUCCCAGUUUCUUCCAAUUACACUGCACCAAAAGGCGCUAUGUUGAUUCCAACCUUGUACCCUGCUUUACAUGACCCUGAAGUUUACGAAAAUCCAGAUGACUUUAUUCCUGAAAGAUGGGAAGAAGGCUCAAAGGCUAGUGAAGCAAAGAAGAAUUGGUUGGUUUUCGGUUGUGGUUCACACGUUUGUUUAGGUCAGACUUAUGUCAUGAUCACUUUCGCUGCCUUAUUGGGUAAAUUUGCUCUAUCCACCGAUUUCCAUCACAAAGUAACUCCAUUAAGUGAAAAGAUCAAGGUUUUCGCCACCAUUUUCCCUAAAGAUGACUUAUUGUUGACUUUCAAAAAGAGAGACCCAAUUACUGGUGAAGUUUUCGAAUAA
This is a messenger RNA of Saccharomyces eubayanus, 1617 nucleotides long. It is a transcript of the gene ERG5, whose product is annotated as C-22 sterol desaturase. Gene Ontology annotation, molecular function: oxidoreductase activity, acting on paired donors, with incorporation or reduction of molecular oxygen; heme binding; monooxygenase activity. NCBI's taxonomy places the organism in Eukaryota, Fungi, Ascomycota, Saccharomycetes, Saccharomycetales, Saccharomycetaceae. The coding region runs from base 1 to 1617 and encodes 538 amino acids. Gene Ontology annotation, biological process: sterol metabolic process. The transcript has a single exon. The record is from RefSeq and is a predicted model, not a curated record.